Messenger RNA from Esox lucius (northern pike), 2843 nucleotides. Its product is annotated as claudin-23-like. The record is from RefSeq and is a predicted model, not a curated record. Gene Ontology annotation, molecular function: structural molecule activity. Lineage: Eukaryota; Metazoa; Chordata; Actinopteri; Esociformes; Esocidae. Gene Ontology annotation, biological process: cell adhesion; bicellular tight junction assembly. The transcript has a single exon. Gene Ontology annotation, cellular component: bicellular tight junction; plasma membrane. Bases 147 to 953 code for a protein of 268 amino acids.
ACACCCAGAUGUUUGUAAAUCGAGCAACCAGCUCGCAGUACCCGUCAGGCAAGUUUUUGAGAUUAGACUGUCAACUCUGGUUUUACUUUGACUACGACGGUGCUGUUGCAUCUCUUUAACAAACUAGUAACCACAAUUUACCAACCAUGCCGGGAAAUACAGAGGAGUGGAUCCGGACCUCGAGGCGUACACCCGGCAUAUUUAUUUUCGGAAUGGUCCUUAGCCCAUGUGGCUUGCUCCUGGACCUUAUUGCAACAGUGGCUCCUAACUGGAGAACCAUAAACACAAUUGCCGGGAGGCCAACUGAUACGUACCUUGAACAAGGCAUCUGGGACAUGUGCCAGGCGUCCGCCUCAUCCCAGACGGUUCAAUGUAACCAACCGGACACGAUCUACUUCCAGAACCAGAUUAUACCGAUUGCCCAGGGCUUGAUGGUGGCGUCUCUGAUAGUGACUCUGAUCGGACUGGGCACAGCGAUCCCUGGGGUAAGGUGCUGGAGAGACCAUCCUAACUGGGUAGUUGCCGGGCUAGGGGGACUAAUCAUCUUUCUGUCGGGAGUCUUGACGAUUAUCCCUAUUGCAUGGUACACUAAUAUCCUCCAGAACAUCACAGCAACGACCACCAGCAACGAUAUUCGCGUGGGCUAUUGUAUUGUUUUGGGAUACAUCGGUGGUAUUUUCGAGGUACUGGGAGGCAUCGUCAUGGUUGUCGGGAUGUGUCGUUGUUGUGGCGGUAAAAACCGCGGAGAGACUCACGUCGUGGAGAACACUGCGCACUUCAGACACACGAAACCCCCUCCUCGACGCAUCGAGGUGCCCAGCAUCAGCCGGACACGGAGCACUGCCAGCAGCGUUCCCUACUCUCAAGACUCCAUGGCGGAAGAGGUAGACUUUCCUCGGGCUAAGACCACCUCAUAUGGGGGUAGAAAACCGGCUUAUGAUGCUGAUUUGUGAGGACAUAACAUGCCUUCGACAUAAAGACAUAUCAUGAUGUUUUUACCAGGAAAUUAACCUCUACAUGUAUGCCAGUGUUUUUAACUAAUCAAAGCACAUUUAAUUUAAUCUAAACUUGUUUGGAUUUGAUAAAACGAAAGUGUGGCAUUGUCCACUGCAACAGCACGAGAUUUGGGCGAUUCUGAAAAGACUACAAAGCCUAUGCAACGUAAACAAUUUGUCUAAAAAUAAAUACAAUUUUCAAUGGAAAUUGAAUGUGAGGUUUAUUUUGUCAUCCUACACGUUACUUUAUUCUAGGGCAACUUGAAUAAACAAUCGUUGGGUUUUCUGUACAUUACAGAGUAUUCAAUUUUGUCUUUUGAUGUCACUUAAAGACAUAAGGGUUAGAGAUUGUUUGUCAAUUAUAUUUUAUUGCUUUCUUUAGCAAGAUCCACAUAAACCAUAUAGACACUUGUUUUUUGUAUUUUUUUUCUAGUGUUUCAAUAAAUCUUUGUUCCAUAAGUUUUACUUGCCGCAUCUUGAUUGUAGCUUGAGCUGAUUGCAAUGAUAACCCACCAGGUUGAAUUGAAAAGAAUAUAACAUCCAGUUGUAGACUAAAUCUAGCUUUGGAUUAAGCAGUUAAGAGACUAAUUCGAUCCCCAUCACAGUUACAUCAAGUCAUCAUCACAUUUCAUGAUGAAAAUAUUUGAAACUUUACUUUUGGGAUGUGACAUGUCACUUCUAGGAAGGAGUUUUAGGCACUGCCAUGUUUUAACUGUAGGGAAUGCCAGCUACAUUGUGUGCAAUUAAUUUGUCCUACUUCCAAUCACCGGUUAUUUCCAACUUUCACAAUGGCUAAAGUUAACAUAACAGACUAUUUUGUGCAAGUCCUUUUUAGGAACACAAAAAUAAAGAACAAUUGGCACAUCUCAUACAUUGCCUGGCCACUGAGCUUUCUCUUUCUAUUGGGAGCCCGAACAACAACCAGAUGAAGAUAGAUAGAUCUGUGGUUCUACUAUGCCUAAUGAUCUCGUUAGUUGGUACUCAAUCAAAUGUAUUUAUAAAGCCCUUUUUACAUCAGCAGUUGUCACAAAGUGCUUUUACAAAACACCCAGCCUGAAACACGAAGGAGCAAGCAACAACACUGUUGAAGCACAGUGGCUUGGAAAAACUCCCUACAAGGGGCUAAAAGUAACCUAGAGGAACCAGUACUACAGUAUAAUUGAAAGGAUCUGUUAAAAACCACAUCACAAGAAGACAUUCGCCCAGGUGUAGUUACUUCGGAUAUAAUUACAAAGACUUAAACAUGCUUGCAAUGCUGAUAUCUAAUUUUAUUCAGAACAAAAUAUCAUUUUAUUCAAAUGGUAUUAUGAAGGUGGUGAUGUCUUCUAUAAUAUACAUUGAGAGUUGAUAUGUAAUUCAAACAUUUUUUUUUUUUUUUAUUUCACAGAAGAAUUUGCAAAAGUUAAAUGAAAACAUUGUACAUUGAGAUGAACAGACUUAUUUUCACUUUUUAUCAAAGCACAGUCAUAGAGCAAAAUAAGCUAAAUAAUUUCAAAUUCACACCCUCACUGUCUAGUAGAACAAGGAAUAGCAACAGCUGACCCUAGUCAUCCUUUGUGCUGCCAGUUUAAGCUACUUCCCUCAGGCCGUAGGUACUCCAUGCCCAGAUGCAGGUCAAAUAGAUUUAGAAACUCUGUUAUCCCGACUUCUAUCUCGAUUUUAAACAAAUUGUCAGAACUGUUUUAAGAUGUUUUUUAUUGUAUUGUUUUCUAAAUAGUGUGUUUAGAGGCUUAGAGAUUAUGUGUGCUUCUACACUAUGGUGUAUGUGUGUUGUGUUUUUGUGUUUUUUUUUCUGCUGGCUGUACAAAUAAUUGCCCCUCGGGGACAAUAAAGUAUCCUUGACUUGAC